Bicyclus anynana (squinting bush brown) is the source of this 2131-nucleotide messenger RNA. RefSeq names its product transmembrane protein 26. The coding region runs from base 995 to 2131 and encodes 378 amino acids. The transcript has 8 exons. The record is from RefSeq and is a predicted model, not a curated record. Lineage: Eukaryota; Metazoa; Arthropoda; Insecta; Lepidoptera; Nymphalidae.
GAGACAAUUAUUUAACCAGAUCCUUAUUAUCUCCAAAUAUUUUAUUUGGGGGUAUACCUGGGUUCCCUGGGCCGGUGGGAAUUCCCCUUUUCAAUGGUCCAAGUAUAAAACCAGCAAUGUAUAUCACAACAUAGUAAUGUCCUCUCGCAAGAACCCCUGAAUUCCAGCGUUACCUUCAGGAGACAACGUAGUCUUGUCGCGUCCAACCCGUUAUGUAGUUCAAAACGACUACAAAAAUAUAUUAAAAAGUGUCUUCAAACUACUAAAACCUAUUUAAAGCAACUUAAUAAGUUUUAAGUUUAAAAUAUGGAGUAUAUACCCAAAUACAAAAAGCGAGUUAAAAUUACGUUCAGAGCUUCAAAAAUUUGAAAUUAGUCGAGUAGAAAAAAAAAUUAAGUGCCUUGAAAGAAAAAAAGUUAAAAAAUUAAAAGUUCAAUAUAAUUACUACAUUCUUUUAUUUAAAUAAAUAAUAAUUGUCUGAAAAAUUCGUUUUUAAUUUUGAAAUAUUGAAAAGCGUAUUAAUGCAGGUAGUAAAUAAAGUUUAAUCCAUUUAUUUAGUAAAAAAAAAAAACAAAAAUAACAGCGCAACUUGUCGAGAUCUAAGUUUUAAAUUAAAGUGCUAGUGAUUUUUUAGUUUUCUUGUACUUACCUAAAGCUUAAAGAAUUAUUAUUUUUUGUAAAAAAAAUAGUUAAAAACAACCAGGUGUGCCUUCAAAGUAACAUAAUAUUUUGUACCUAUAUAAAAUUAAUAUAAAUUGAAGUAUUUUUUAAAUUGGUGUAUUUAAAAAAAAAAUUCAAAAAUAAAAGAAGUACCUAACUAUUUUUAAAUCUUUAUAUAUUUUAACAAAAAAAUAAUGUAUACGAAAUUAAAAUAUAGCAAAACCUAUUAUAAUUAAACCUAAUAAAAAAGUCACUAAAGUAAAACAAAAAAAAAUACGCAAAAAUACCACUACCCUACUAUGUGAUAAAAAAAAAAGAAAAAAGAAAAAACAAAAUGGCGAACAUUGGGAAAAUAUUGGCAACUAUAAAAGCAGUUAUAACUAGAUUAGUGUUUGCUUGUCACGGUAUUAUAGCAAUAUGGCAAGUCACAGUUUUUAAAAAUAACAACGAAUUCUGGUAUCUCGCUUCGCCGAUUCUUUUGUUGGUGUUCGAAGGAGUUUUCACUUUGACCAUCAAGGAAAACCAGGAGUGGAAAUGGUUCUGUCCAUCCGUCUUCAUCUACUUGGGGCUGGUGGUGCCAGCGAUUUGGUUGCUGGAACUGCACAAGGUGGACAUGCGACUGCAGAAGAAGGGAAACAUCACGCAGAUAGAGCCUGAAAUAUCAAUACCGGGAGCUACGAAGAUCCCCACUGACAUGUGGGUCACGCUGAUCGAACAGUUCCUGAUGCUGACCCUCAUCGUGGGGCGCUGGUUGCUGCCCAAGGGUGACCUCACCAGGGACCAGCUCAGUCAGCUGCUGCUUGUGUAUAUUGGUACAGCAGCUGACAUAAUCGAGUUCUUCGACUCGUUCAAAGACGAGAAGGUGGCGACUGAGAAGGUGCUGGUGCUGCUGACGCUGGCGAUCUGGUCGUGGUCGCUGAUGCAGUUCACCGUGGUGCUCACCGCCACCAAGUCCAGGAAGUGCAGGGGCACCGCUAAUAGGUCUGACAUGUACGUACGCGCACGCUUGCACUGGCACGACGAGAAGGUGGCCACUGAGAAGGUGCUGGUGCUGCUCACGCUGGCGAUCUGGUCGUGGUCGCUGAUGCAGUUCACCGUGGUGCUCACCGCCACCAAGUCCAGGAAGUGCAGGGGCACCGCUAAUAGGUCUGACAUGCACUCAAGCCGCGCGUGCUGCUGCUCCAUCGAAGUAUGUGCUAUUAUCAUGAACAUCGCUCUACAGGAUGCUCCGUUCCUGGUCUUCCGUCUGCUCAUCAUAGCGCACUACAAGAUCAUCAACUAUAUGAACAUAUUCUUCACUUGCAAGAACACCCUGGUAAUACUACUCCAAAUAUAUCGUCUUUAUGUGCUACACCUAGAGAGGGUAGACGAAGGGAAUAGUGGAGAUUCCGUAUACAGAAAAAGACGCAAAAACAAGCCCACGGAGAAGAAGAGAGACAGAGAGGAGAGAGACAAAAAACGCAGAUUCUAG